Panicum virgatum (switchgrass) is the source of this 1347-nucleotide messenger RNA. Its product is annotated as aspartic proteinase nepenthesin-1-like. The coding region runs from base 1 to 1347 and encodes 448 amino acids. NCBI's taxonomy places the organism in Eukaryota, Viridiplantae, Streptophyta, Magnoliopsida, Poales, Poaceae. The transcript has a single exon. Gene Ontology annotation, cellular component: extracellular region. The record is from RefSeq and is a predicted model, not a curated record.
AUGGUCAGAUCCAUGGGUCCCAUUCCCAUGCAAGUCCUGACGACCUUACUCUUGCCACUUGCCUCACUGCUCAGCUGCUCAUCGGCGGCGGCGCCGCCGCCGUCCGGCUACCGCUUCACGCUCACCCACGUCGACUCCAAAGGUGGCUACACCAGUGCCGAGCUCCUGCGCCGCGCCGCGCACCGGAGCCGCCACCGCGCCGGCAUGAUGCUACCAGGUCACUCCUACUCCACGAUGUCCUCCAGCUCAGACACCCGUCCCACCAGGCUCCGGUCGGGCCAGGCCGAGUACCUCAUGGAGCUCGCCAUCGGGACGCCGCCGGUGCCGUUCGUCGCGCUCGCCGACACCGGCAGCGACCUCACCUGGACGCAGUGCCAGCCCUGCAAGCUCUGCUUCGCGCAGGACACGCCGGUCUACGACCCCGCCGCCUCGUCCAGCUUCUCCCCGGCGACCUGCGCCAGCGCUGCGUGCCUGCCCGUGUGGCGCCGGAACUGCUCCGCCGCCGCGCCGUGCAGGUACCGCUACGUCUACGGCGACGGCGCCUACUCCGCCGGCGUCAUGGGCGCGGAGACGCUCACCUUCGGCGCCGGCUACGGCGCCGCCGUCUCCGUCGGCGGCAUCGCGUUCGGCUGCGGCGUCGACAACGGCGGCCUCUCGUACAACUCCACCGGCACGGUCGGCCUGGGCCGGGGGAGCCUGUCGCUCGUGGCGCAGCUCGGGGUCGGCAGGUUCUCCUACUGCCUCACCGACUUCUUCAACACCAGCCUUGGCAGCCCGGUCCUGUUCGGCUCCCUCGCCGAGCUGGCCCCCGGCGCCGCCGCGGCGCAGUCGACGCCGCUCGUGCAGAACCCCCGGUUCCCCUCGUGGUACUUCGUCUCCCUGGAGGGCAUCUCGCUCGGCGGCGCGCGCCUGCCGAUCCCGAACGGCACCUUCGACCUUCGCGCCGACGGCUACGGUGGGAUGAUCGUGGACUCCGGCACCACCUUCACCGUCCUCGUCGAGAGCGCCUUCAGGGCGGUCGUCGGCAGCGUGGCCGGCGCGCUCGGCCAGCCGGUGGCGAACGCCUCCAGCCUGGACAGCCCUUGUUUCUCGGCCCCGCCCGGCGCGCAGCGGCUCCCGGACAUGCCGGACAUGGUGCUACACUUCGCCGGCGGUGCGGACAUGAGGCUGCGCAGGGACAACUACAUGUCCUUCAACCAAGAGGAGGCGGCGUUCUGCCUGAGCAUUGCCGGGACGGCGUCGUCGGUUUCCGUGCUCGGGAACUUCCAGCAGCAGAACAUUCAGAUGCUGUAUGACAUCACCGUAGGCCAGUUGUCGUUCGUUCCAACCGACUGUAGUAAGCUCUGA